Pelecanus crispus (Dalmatian pelican) is the source of this 960-nucleotide messenger RNA. RefSeq names its product potassium channel, subfamily K, member 16. Gene Ontology annotation, cellular component: plasma membrane. Gene Ontology annotation, biological process: potassium ion transmembrane transport; stabilization of membrane potential. The record is from RefSeq and is a predicted model, not a curated record. Lineage: Eukaryota; Metazoa; Chordata; Aves; Pelecaniformes; Pelecanidae. Gene Ontology annotation, molecular function: potassium ion leak channel activity; outward rectifier potassium channel activity.
AUGUGCAGUGGCAAGCUGCAGACAGGUUUGCUGGUGGCUGGCUACUUUGUCUACCUGAUAGUGGGUGCAGCUGUGUUCCAGGCACUGGAGAGGACUGCUGAGAAGCAGGAGAAAAUAGCAGCUGCCCAGAUGAAGGAGGCUUUUCUGCAGAACUUCAGCCACCUCACAGUGGCAGAGAUGGAGCAGUUUAUGAAGAACCUGACUGAAGCCAUUCAGAAUGGUGUAUACCCUGUUGGAAAUAAAUCACAGACUGAAGACAGCAACUGGGAUUUCAGUAACUCCUUCUUCUUUGCAGGCACGGUUGUCUCCACAAUAGGUUAUGGCACGCUGCAUCCUAAAACUGCUGGGGGCCAGAUCUUCUGUGUCUUUUUUGCUCUGUUUGGAAUCCCUCUGAAUAUUGUUUUUCUGCACCGUGUCGGUAAGAUGCUCUCACUGCUGUGUAAAAAGCUGGGGAAAUUCCUGUACGAGAAAGGAAUGAGAAAGAAGAAGAUCAAAUUUCUGACCCUUUUGUUCUUCCUGGCAACGGGGAUCCUAUUUUUUCUGUGCUUGCCAUCACUCUUCUUCCAUAUAACAGAGGGCUGGUCCUACAGUGAAGGAAUUUACUUUGCAUUUAUCACCCUCAGCACCAUUGGCUUUGGAGAUUAUGUAGUAGGUAAACAGCCUGGCAGGAAUUACUUUUCCUACUACCGAACUCUGGUGGCCAUUUGGAUUCUUUUCGGCCUUGCCUGGAUUGCUCUCCUAUUUAAUUUAUUGACAACAGUACUAGAAGAUACUGAAAAAAUAAUUGUCAAGGAUCUCCAUCAAAUUGGAAAGGUGAGUAAGGACAAUGAAGCAAGCCAACAAAGAAGAUGCUGGCCUGCUGAAUUUAUUCUAGAAGAAGAACUACUACCACCACGUGCUGGAGGGGAUGCACAGAAAAUGGAGUCAUUAGCAGCAGAUUCUGAACACACAAAAAAAUGA